AUGGGCCGUCUCCAAGGAAAGAACGCUAUUAUCACCGGUGCCGCAGGUGGCAUCGGUCUCGAAACCACCAUCCUCUUUGCCCGCGAGGGUGCCAACGUCCUCAUGGCUGAUAUUUCCGAGCCCGCACUGGCUAAGGCCCUCGCCAAGGUCAAGAAGGUUGUGCCCAACGCACUCCGUAUUGAGACUAUCCGCUGCGAUGUAUCCAAGGAAGCCGACGUCCAGGCUUUGGUCGAGUCCCAGGAUAGCUGGGGCGGUGUGGAUGUGAUGUUCAACAAUGCAGGCAUCAUGCACGCAGACGAUGCCGACGCGGUCGAUACACCCGAGAAGAUCUGGGAUCUGACACAAAGCAUUAAUGUUAAGGGUGUUUGGUUUGGCUGCAAGCAUGCUGUGCAGAGCUUGCGUCGGAAUAAGAAGACCUCGGGUAGCAUUAUCAACACAGCUAGCUUUGUGGCACUUAUGGGUGCUGCUACACCUCAGUUGGCUUACACUGCUAGCAAGGGUGCUGUCUUGGCUCUUACUCGUGAGCUGGCUGUUGUUCAUGCUCGUGAGGGAUUCCGAUUCAACUCCCUCUGCCCUGGUCCUCUCAACACUCCUCUUCUUCAGGACUGGUUGGGUGAUGACCAGGCUAAGCGAUUCCGUCGCGAGGUACACUUCCCCAGUGGUCGAUUCGGCGAGGCUAUUGAGCAGGCUCAAGCUGUGCUGUUCUUGGCUAGUGAUGAGAGCAGCUUCGUUAACGGUACCGACUUUGUCGUUGACGGUGGUCUGAGCAAGGCAUAUGUGACUCCGGAGGGACCGGCUGCCGCUGCGCCCAAGAACCUUGGACAGUAG
Penicillium malachiteum is the source of this 828-nucleotide messenger RNA. Its product is annotated as putative short-chain dehydrogenase/reductase family protein. The transcript is spliced from 4 exons. The record is from RefSeq and is a predicted model, not a curated record. Bases 1 to 828 code for a protein of 275 amino acids. Lineage: Eukaryota; Fungi; Ascomycota; Eurotiomycetes; Eurotiales; Aspergillaceae.